Molecule: messenger RNA, 2106 nt
Organism: Thermothielavioides terrestris NRRL 8126
Lineage: Eukaryota; Fungi; Ascomycota; Sordariomycetes; Sordariales; Chaetomiaceae
Exons: 3
Coding region: 1-2106 (701 amino acids)
Biological process (GO): regulation of DNA-templated transcription; DNA-templated transcription
Molecular function (GO): DNA-binding transcription factor activity, RNA polymerase II-specific; DNA binding; zinc ion binding
Source: RefSeq, a predicted model, not a curated record
AUGGUCGACGUCCCGGACGACAAGGCCGGCAGCGAAGCAGCUCCGCCGUUGGCGAAGCGGAGAAAGCUCAGGAAAGGAACCAGAUCCUGCUGGGAGUGCAAGCGACGCAAGAUCCGCUGCAUGUUUGCUUCGCCCGGCGAGGUCACUUGCAUCAGCUGCCAGCAUCGCGGUGUGCGCUGCGUUCCGCAGGACAUCGCCGAGGACCCAUUCCCUGCAAAAAGGGAUACCCGGCGUCUCGGGGAACGCAUUGCCGCGGUCGAGAACCUGGUGAAUGGCAUUCUUUCCAGCAGCCGUGGCGCUGAGGCAGCCAACACGGAUGGCAGAGCACCGCGCCGAGAGGGACCUUCGCCCCCAAGCUCCGACAUCUCAAGCCGGCCAGCGUACAAUCCAUCCCCACAAUCUCCGCCGAGUUCACUUUUUCCCAGCCCGGACUCGCAAGGCGCAUUGCGCCUCUCGGACGGAGCGACCGAAGGCACCGCCAACCCCUUGUUUGCUGCUUUACCCACUCAGAAUGAUGUCAGAAUCCUCCUCAGAGCAAGCCGCCGGUCGGCGCGGUACACGCUCUUGAGCAACACUCAACCACAUAGCAAACUGACGCUCGAGCGGCUUCGAGCACCGUACCCAGAAGUGGAUCUGCCUCGUCCCGACACUCCUCCUGUCACCUUGGCCCGAGCCAUGUUGACGAUCGCGAUCGCGCUGCAAAACCCCUCGGGAGAGAACACAGAGGGCCUGUCCGAGCCGCCGGGCGUGCUCAUGAGCCGCUUCGUCACGGCCGCCAGAACGUGGGUCACGACCAACGACGAGAUGCACGGCACCGUCGACUGUCUGGUCUGCAUCAUACUGGAGGGCGUAUACGAAAUGAACAGUGGCAACCUCCGGCGGGCUUGGGCUGUUUUCCGCCGGGCAAUGUCGGUCGCCCAGUUGAUGGGCCUUCACCGCUCUCCCAUGCCGCCGCUGAAGCGAAUCGACGCCGACCUCGACGCGGAUCCCGAAUUCUUGUGGUUUCGGAUCGUCUACCUGGACCGCCAUCUGAGUUUGCUGCUGGGUCUGCCUCAGGGCACAUCCGAGAAGAGCAUGGCGGCCGCGGCCGCCGUGCGGAACGAACCCGCUCUGGGGAGGUUCGAGAGGCUCCUCACCGUCGUUGCUUCUCGAAUCUUGGAGCGUAACGAAAGCCCCUUUCCCGCGAGCCAAGCGCCGGCAACGCAGGCCAUCGACAACGAGCUACUCCAGGUGGCCGGGAGCAUGCCAGCCAGCUUCUGGCGUGCCCCGGACUUCCACCGCUUGACGCCGGGAUCCCCGGAGACGCUCCUGGAGACGCAGCGGCUCGCAGCCCACGUCUACUACCACGGCCUCCUGAUCCAGCUCCACCUCCCGUUCAUGCUGCGCGUGGGCGACAACGCGGUCGACGAAUACUCCAAGAUCACGUGUGUCAACUCCAGCCGCGAGAUCAUGAGCCGCUUCAUCGCGCACCGGACCUUCAACCCCAGCUCGUCCUGCUCGCGGCCCGUCGACUUCUUCGCGCUGCUGGCGGCCAUGACGCUCUUGCUCGCCCAUCUCGAUGCCCACCACCAUCGAGGACCCACCAGCAUCCUCGCGCACCAGCGCCUGACCGAUCGGGCGAUGCUGGAUCAGGCGCUGGAGCGGAUGGAUGCGAUCAAGACGAGAAACAGGGACGUGACGACUGCGAAGAGCGCUGAGUUGAUCCGCCGAUUGCUCGACAUCGAGGCCGACGCGUCGGCGGGCGGCGGCAGUUACAACGCAGCGAGGAGCGCUGGGGCCAGCGGCGGCGGCGACGAGGGAUUCCAUCAUGGAGAGGAGCUGCGUUUGACCAUCCCGUACCUCGGCGUCAUCAGGAUCUGCCGGCAGGGGCCAAUAUCGCGAGAGUUGCCGGCCGACGUUUCUGCUGCGCAAACGCCGUGGAGCGGAAGCGAGAUGCAGUGCCCCAGUUCGGCCUGGGACAACCCAACGCUUCCUUCUAUGGCAGACGGGGUAGACGGGGUAGACGACUGGGUGUUCCAGGGCGUCGACACGGCGUUUUUCGACGGCCUGCUGAGAGGGACUGCGGCCCUGGAUGCUGCUGUUGGGCUCGACGCUUCAGGUACUUAG